GCACUCUGGUGUUUGUUUUUUUAUCUUUGAUCGAAGCUUUUCCUUAGCCCCCAAGCUAGAAGCUAACAAGCACUAUUCGAUGUUUUGACCUUAGYUUUAGCGCUUAUUUUGUGUCCCCUUUGUCAUACUGUCUGCGAGGCCUUUCGGUUUGUUCUUUUAACUUGUAUAAAAUGGUCGUUUUGACUGACAACAAUGAAGAACAGGAGUAUAUCCUGAUAGAGGAGCGUAAGUGCGCCUCGCUGCCUUGUUCUCCAGCCAAGCGAGUGUCUCCUGCCAAGAAGAAGCAGUUCUACAUCAAUCAAGCCAUCCGUAACUCUGAACUCAUCCCGCGUGCCAAAGGCAAGAAGAGUCUUCGUCGACAGGAAAACUCGCGCUAUCUUGACAACCUUCUUGAGAAGGAUGAGUGCUCCAAAGAUGACCUGGAGGUUUGCAGUAACCCGGCCAUCCCGUCCAUCUUCACUGAAGCCUGCCCCAACGGAAACUACGUGGAGCCCUGGAACGACUUUAUGAACUGCUCCGGUGAGGAGCAGGAGAGGCUGUUGUCUCUGCUGGAGCAGGAGGAAGCCCGGAGGAAAAACACCAACCAGCACCUCAAAGACCAAAGGAAUGUGUAUCCUGCCUUUGCUGCUCAGGAAUGCUACCUAAGAAUCGAUCGUCGGCUUCGGGUGACUCUGAGACGGAAACAAAUACCCAUGGGAAAGCUGGAAGUUCUUGAGGAGAACCUUCUCAGCUUCUUCAGCGCCGAGCCUCGCUCCGUUUACACAACCAUCCUCAGCAGCAGCUUUGAAAGACUGCUGCUUCACGCCAUCUGCCAGUAUAUGGACCUCGUCUCUGCAAGCAUCAACUACAAUGGGUCCCGUCAGACCGAAGUGGUGAACAAACAGGAGGAGUUUCUGCCUCCUAACCUGCUGCUAUCCGCCUACCUGGAGCAGAUGAGCUGAGACCAGAACCACCAACAGGAGCUGAGGGGAAUGUAGAAACGAUGCACCGUCUGCACACACACAGCCCGUUCUGUGCAUCAAGUACAACAGCCUUUUUUUUAAAAGUAAAUGUUCCAUUAUUUUAUCAGGAACAAGUAAAAAAUGUCGCGAGUGUGAUAACCAGAGCACUUCCACAAAGCUUUUUACCACCAGGUGCUAAGUCGGACCAAAAACCCUUCAUGAAUUAUGUUAGAUUAGAUUAGACCUUUAUUGUCAUUGUACAGAGCACAAUGAAAUUACAGUUCAGAACCAUUCAGAAGAAUAAAAAUACCACCUUGUAUUUAUUAAAAGUAAUAAAUUUGAAGUCAAAUCUAAAGGUUUAUGUGCAGGGCAUCUGGAAAGUCACAUUUUGUCACAUCGAAGCCUUCUUCCAAAAUGAACUUAACUUGUCCUCGGACUUCCACACAUAAAACCCUGGAAUGUGGAAAACACACGCACUGUGUAAGAAUAAAAAACUCCUUCGUCUCACUUUUUGUGAGAUUCUAUAAAUAAUCUAUCUUUAAACCGAACUUCAACAGUUGAUUUAACCAAAAAAUAAUAAUAAAAACUCAAUAAAAUAAUGGAAACUUUACUUUUCUGCAUGAAACGGUGCAAACAACAUCAACUCAUCACUGCCUGAGAGACUCAGCAGCUGGAUCUGUUAGUAAAGCAUGAAUAAAGGUGACCAGAACAGACACGCUCAUCACAGAUGAAAACAUAAAUGUCUUUUAUUGUUGCGUGGGGAAACAAAGUUCUCGUUUGUAGUCGUGCAUUAUUUAGUGUUAGAUGAUUUCUGCUUGCUUAAUGUCAGCCUGAUGCAUUAACAGUGUUGGAUCUCGACUCAAAGAUGAGUUUGCUCAUUUAGGAAGUUACAGUUUACACUUUGAUGUAAUUCUUACAGCUGCUUCUUUAAUCGACCUGGUAAUUAAUGUAUAUUAGUAUACUGUAUUGUGUACAGUAGAUGUACAACCACAGUUUUAGUCAAGCUGAGACGCUGUGUAAAACACUAAAAACACAAUAUGAGGAUUUUCAAAUCCCUUUCAAAUUAUAAAGAUGAGAUAUUUCAUGUUCAAACAGAUAAUUAUGUUUUACACAACAUCCUAGCUUCAUUAGGAUUGGGUUACACACGGACAUGUAUGUAACCAUAUUUAAUUUUUUUUGAUGGGUUAAAACGGGUUUUUGUUUAAAUACCAACACCUACUCCUGAGAAAAAGCACUUCUGCCUUACAAAAUACAGUUUCUAUGUCUGUACAUGAAUUUUUACAUUUGUGAGCAGCGCAGCAGAGCUUGACCUGUUUAUGUCGACAACCAAAGUUGGUCUGUUUGCGAUGAUUUAGAACUUCUCAGGCUUUGAAAUUUUCUCUUGAAUGUGUCGUAGUGACUUCACAUGUUGUCUUUUCCUCUCUCUGUGUGUUUGAUCAUGUUGACUUCGGCUCAGUGCUGCCAACUUUUUGAAAACAGUCAUGGUGUAGAUUUUUACCUGACUCGUGCCAAAAUUUGGGCCUUUUUAAAGCCCGGUGGUCUGAGAGCUUUACACACGCUACUGAAACAUCUCUGUGUAAAUACUGUAUGACAUGCGUAUUUAUAAUCUUUACUGCAGCUAUUAAAGGAUUUAAGUUGCA
Messenger RNA from Austrofundulus limnaeus, 2581 nucleotides. It is a transcript of the gene r3hdm4, whose product is annotated as R3H domain containing 4. The transcript has 8 exons. The record is from RefSeq and is a predicted model, not a curated record. Gene Ontology annotation, molecular function: nucleic acid binding. The coding region runs from base 171 to 941 and encodes 256 amino acids. Lineage: Eukaryota; Metazoa; Chordata; Actinopteri; Cyprinodontiformes; Rivulidae.